UGCAGUCAGAACACACCUACUGUUUAAAAGCAGUCGUUGAUUGGACAGUAGCCACCGUCAGCAGUAGUUUGACCGUCGACCAAACACUAGGCUACUUGUGUCCCCUGAAUUUGGUAACAGUUGCGAUUUAGUUCGAUCACAUUAAUUGAAAAUGAUUGAUGAAAGGAUCAGGGAUUGAAGACGAACUGGCAGGUGGCAAAUGUCAAUGGAAAUGAUGCCCACCGAAAAUGAGUUGGCACGGAAUCCAGUGGCCAGUGACGUAAGGUCAGAGGAAACCCUCAGAGAUGACCUGAAGUAUUACUUCAUGAGCCCGUGUGAGAAAUACAGAGCACGUGGCCAGAAGCCAUGGAAACUGGGCGUGCAGAUCUUAAAAAUAAUCAUGGUCACCACUCAGCUGGUUCUGUUUGGUCUGAAUAACCAGCUGGUGGUGUCGUAUAAGGAGGAGAACCUGAUGGCCUUCAAGAGUCUCUUCCUGAAGGACUACACGGGCACUGACGAGGACGACUUCAGCGUGUCCGUCUACUCUCAGCAGGGCGUGCACGACAGCCUCUUUUACACUAUAGAUCAAUUCUCCAAGCUGCAUGAGCUGACGUUGGGCCCGGUGAGCUAUGCGGAGGAUGCAGAUGGUACAGUAGUGCCCCUGGUGGUCUGUAAGGAAUAUUACAGGACGGGAGAGAUGCAGCCAUCAGACGAGUACUAUGACAUCGACUCAGAAACUGAGAAAGUGUGCUUGUCGCUGGACCCCAGACAUAUGGCCAGAUGGAAGACAGACAACGCCUCUUUUUUUGAACUGGACUUCUACAGGCUCCUUGAAAUUGAGAUCACCUUCCAACUGAAGGGCAUCAAUUUACAAACUGUUCGAUCUCGGGAGAUGCCUGACUGCUACACUUUCAGUGGUGUGAUAACAUUUGACAACAAGUGCCACAGCGGCAAAGUGAAGAUCUCUCUGGACAUUGAUGCUGAGAGCAACGCAUGCAAAAACUGGAGGAUCUCGGGAACUGCUCAGAAGAACACACACUACCUGCUGGUGUUUGACGGCUUCGUCAUGGUGGUGUGCGUGACCUCCGCGGUGCUGUGCACACGCUCCAUAGUGCUGGCAGUCAGGUUAUUACAGAGGUUCUCAAAUUUUGUCCGUGAGAAUUACAGUCGCGAGGUCUGUGAGGAUGACAAACGGGAGUUUCUGAAUGGCUGGUAUGUCAUGGUCAUCAUCAGUGACGUCCUGGCCAUUAUAGGCUCAAUACUGAAGAUGGAGAUCCAAGCAAAGAGCUUGACCAGCUAUGACGUGUGCAGUCUGUUUCUGGGGACGUCUACUCUGCUGGUCUGGGUGGGAGUCAUCAGAUAUCUGGGCUACUUCCAGAAAUACAACGUGCUGAUCCUGACCAUGAGAGCGGCGCUCCCCAAGGUACUGCGUUUCUGCUGCUGUGCUGGCAUGAUCUACCUGGGAUACACCUUCUGUGGAUGGAUAGUGCUUGGGCCGUAUCAUGAGAAGUUUGAAGGGCUGAGUCGUGUGGCCGAGUGUCUGUUCUCGCUGGUGAAUGGAGACGACAUGUUCACCACCUUCGCCCAGUUUGAGGAGAAGACCACGCUGGUCUGGGUCUUCAGCCGAGUCUACCUCUACUCCUUCAUAUCGCUCUUCAUCUAUAUGGUGCUCUCACUCUUCAUCGCCCUCAUCACAGACUCCUAUGAAACCAUCAAGAAAUAUCAGCUGCAUGGCUUCCCGGCCACAGACCUGUACAAGUUCCUGAGCGAGCGGAAGGAUUUCCCUCUGAGGGGUGCGUGUGACGAGAGUGUGAGUGGGAGCGUGGAUCCAGAGGGGUGUAUGUACGCCCCUCAUCGGCCCAGGCCUCUCCAGCACCCUCUGCUCCCCGGCCUCUCCUGCUGCUGCGCAAGGGUCCCAAAAGAUGACACGGUCAUCCUGAUCAGCUGAUGUGCAAUGGAGUGGAGGAGUGCGGGACAGGAAACGAGAAGAGUGGACACCUGGACAAGAGGGAGCACACCUGUGGACACGACACCUGAGGAUGCUAACACAUGAUUAGCUCAGCUCAGCCAGGCCUGGUAUUGGAAAAUCGACCUGGGACUGAGAGGGGAACCGCACUGGAUGCUAAUACUGAAGUUAAUGCAUACAGCGAGGCCGAUUUCAAAUGAGCACUAAACGGGGUUGAACACAAUGUUUAAGGGGUCAUUUAGACAUCAGUUGGGUGUGGACGGAGGGAGGCAUGGACACGUGAUGAGCGGUCUCAUCAUUUCCCCAUUUGCACAAAUGGCCAAUGUUCACAAUGUAAAGGGAUGGACUUGAGAACCUCAUUACUGAGUGGGUGUAUGUGUGGGGCCAUUUUUCCCUAAUUGCACUUUGAGUAACAUUAUCCCGGCCAAGCUCCAAUCACGACAUGAGCCAGCGGAAGGGGACCCUGCAAAGUGCCGCGUCCCGUAAUUGUUUUCUGGGGAUUAUCUACCAAUUUUAUGUGUAAUAAAGAAACGUGACACUUUAAAAUUGU
Messenger RNA from Engraulis encrasicolus (European anchovy), 2495 nucleotides. It is a transcript of the gene mcoln2, whose product is annotated as mucolipin TRP cation channel 2. Gene Ontology annotation, cellular component: membrane. The transcript has 14 exons. The record is from RefSeq and is a predicted model, not a curated record. Gene Ontology annotation, molecular function: NAADP-sensitive calcium-release channel activity. Bases 200 to 1927 code for a protein of 575 amino acids. Lineage: Eukaryota; Metazoa; Chordata; Actinopteri; Clupeiformes; Engraulidae.